Molecule: messenger RNA, 942 nt
Organism: Eruca vesicaria subsp. sativa (arugula)
Lineage: Eukaryota; Viridiplantae; Streptophyta; Magnoliopsida; Brassicales; Brassicaceae
Source: the annotation of a GenBank genome assembly
CCAACUGAGAAAUUGAGUGAACCGGUCAAAUUUCGUUUAUUCCCGAAAAAGCCCCUAGCGAUUGUCGAUGGCAGCUCCUGCGGCGGAGGCAACCGCCGCAACCGCUCUACGCUCCGUCAUUCUCAGGGCUCGUAAUGCUGCGGAGCGUGUAGGAAGAGAUCCGGAGCGAGUAAGAGUCGUCGCGGUCUCGAAGACUAAACCGGUCUCACUUAUCCGCCAAAUCUACGACGCUGGUCAUCGCUGCUUCGGUGAGAAUUACGUUCAAGAGUUCAUCGACAAAGCUCCACAGCUUCCGGAAGAUAUAGAGUGGCAUUUCGUGGGGCAUCUACAGAGCAACAAAGCCAAAACUUUACUAGCUGGAGUCCCAAACUUGGCAAUGGUUCAUGGUGUUGAUGGAGAGAAGGUAGCAAAUCAUCUUGAUCGAGCUGUUUCAAGUCUUGGGAGACAUCCACUUAAGGUUUUGGUCCAAGUUAAUACAAGCGGAGAAGCUUCUAAAUCUGGAGUAGAACCUUCUAGUGUUGUGAAGUUAGCAAGACACGUGAAUAUGCACUGUCCGAAUCUGGUGUUCUCUGGUUUAAUGACUAUUGGGAUGCCUGACUAUACUUCUACUCCAGAGAACUUUAGGACACUUACAAACUGUCGAGCUGAGGUCUGCAAGGAACUUGGAGUGUCUGAGGAUCAAUUUGAACUGUCUAUGGGCAUGUCCGGUGACUUCGAACAAGCGAUUGAGAUGGGAAGCACCAAUGUGAGGGUUGGUUCCACAAUUUUCGGACCAAGAGAUUACCCCAAAAAAUCAACUUAGCUAUACUACAUUGCUCAAAACACUUGUUGAUCUUGUAAGAUUAUGUAUAUUUUAUUCAUCUGUGGCAAACACAAUGUGUAUUCACAAGUUACUUUAUACAAAAAAUCAACACAUUGUUAUCAAUGAAAUCAACAUCUUGA